Agrilus planipennis (emerald ash borer) is the source of this 811-nucleotide messenger RNA. RefSeq names its product locomotion-related protein Hikaru genki-like. The record is from RefSeq and is a predicted model, not a curated record. The transcript is spliced from 4 exons. NCBI's taxonomy places the organism in Eukaryota, Metazoa, Arthropoda, Insecta, Coleoptera, Buprestidae. The coding region runs from base 58 to 705 and encodes 215 amino acids.
GAUACUUUUAUGUAGUCAAUUUUGUAUUACCGCUUCUCACUAUUUUGUCAGAAAUUUAUGAAGACCAAAAGCCCUUCGAAAAUAUCACUAGGUAAAUGGUCGUCAAUUAUACCUAGCUGUGAACCGGUUCGAUGUCCCGCAUUGGAUUCUCCCGCAGGAUUAGAGGAACCGCAUUUAAAAUUGGAAGAACACAAUUCAAGUUAUGGAGGUAGAGCAGUAUUUAGCUGUACUUGGGGAUAUAAGUUGGUUGGUCCUCCUGGUAUCGAAUGCGAAAUUAAUGGUAACUGGUCAGGGCCCUUACCAAAAUGUAUUCCAAUCCAAUGUCCACCACCUGUAACCCCAUUGUAUGGUCAUCUAAUUCAAUCAGAAGCUGCAGGAAUGGAUGGUGAAAGGUAUGCUGUUGGAAGUCUUGUUCAAUUUGCUUGCAAGGGGGCUCAUGUGCUUGAAGGGGAAGCUAGCAUCAUAUGUACAGAAACUGGAUUUUGGUCCCAUCCACCCCCAUUUUGCAAACCGCGUUGCUCAUAUCUUGGUGAACCAAAAAAUGGACAUACAGCUCCAUCGAAAUUUUCUUACGAACCAGGAGACGAAUUACAAGUUAUAUGCGACCCAGGUUACGAAACGCCAGUAGAACCAAGACCCAAAUGUAUGGAAAAUGGAAACUGGUCGAUGCCUUUACCUCAUUGCACUAAUUAUUCUCAAAUCUAGUUGUUUAAAAUCGUUAUGCAUGUACAUGAUGUUUGUGAUAAAACAAUAAAUAGGUGUAAGUAACAAACCACAUGUAUCUCUUUUAAUAAAACUUAACAAUAACAAA